AUGGGCUCCACUCAACCCCAAUUCAACAACGCUGCCACUACCUCUCUCCUGGAGUUGGUCAAGUCCCGUCGCACUUACUAUGGCCUCAAGGGCGAGAGCCCUAUCUCCGACGAUGCCAUUGAGAGCAUUGUCCGGGACUCUGUCCUGCACGUGCCUAGCUCUUUCAAUACCCAGACCUCUCGUGUCGUCCUCCUGCUGAAGGAGGAGCACAAGAAGGUGUGGGAUAUCGCUAUCAACGCCCUGGAGGGUCUUGUUACCGCCGGUGUCGUCCCUAAGGAGCAGUUCGAGACCGCAACUAAGCCCAAGCUGGAAGCUUUCCGUGCUGCCUACGGAACUGUCCUUUUCUUCGUCGACUUUGAGUCACUCGCUCCUAUCAAGGAGAAGUUCGCCAUCUACGCCGACAAGUUCGAUCCCUUUGCUGUUGAGUCCAACGCUAUGUCUCAGUACCUCGUCUGGGUUGCCCUUGAGUCCGAGGGUCUCGGCGCCAACCUGCAGCACUACAGCCCUCUGAUCGAUGAGCAGAUCGCCAAGACCUGGAACAUCCCUGCCUCGUGGAAGUUGGAUGCCCAGCUGGUCUUCGGUACUCCUACUUCUGAGCCUGGUGAGAAGACUUUCGCCCCUAUCGAGGACCGCUUCAAGGUUUUCGGCAAAUAA
This is a messenger RNA of Penicillium soppii, 654 nucleotides long. RefSeq names its product Nitroreductase family protein. The record is from RefSeq and is a predicted model, not a curated record. The coding region runs from base 1 to 654 and encodes 217 amino acids. The transcript has 3 exons. Lineage: Eukaryota; Fungi; Ascomycota; Eurotiomycetes; Eurotiales; Aspergillaceae. Gene Ontology annotation, biological process: cellular response to oxidative stress.